Messenger RNA from Capsella rubella, 702 nucleotides. RefSeq lists its product as uncharacterized. Gene Ontology annotation, molecular function: RNA-DNA hybrid ribonuclease activity; nucleic acid binding. The transcript has a single exon. The coding region runs from base 1 to 702 and encodes 233 amino acids. The record is from RefSeq and is a predicted model, not a curated record. Lineage: Eukaryota; Viridiplantae; Streptophyta; Magnoliopsida; Brassicales; Brassicaceae.
AUGACUUUAUUAAAUAUAUACCUUGAUCGCAAUGUCCCUAUUUGGUUGUUAUGGACUCUUUGGAAGAGUAGGAACCUUCUUAUUUUCCAAAAUAAAGUUUCGACAUGGCAAUCUGACUUGUCCAAAGCAGUUCUAGAGACACAAGAUUGGAUAUCGGUUUGGCCAGAGAGAGUUUCGUGUUCAAUAGCCAGAGGAAUUCAACAACAAACUUCAGAAUGGUCUCGACCUCGCAAUGGUUUUAUAAAAUGCAACUACGAUUGUUCUUUUACAUCUCAUAACGGUAACGCAACUUCAGGGUGGAUCACACGGGAUUUCAAAGGUUUUAUUCACACUGCAGGUUAUAGUUCGGGUAAUGUUUGUUCAUCAGUUUUAGAGGCUGAACUUCAAAGUCUUCUCAUAGCAAUGCAACAAACAUGGAUCAAAGGCUACAAACAUGUCAUCUUUGAAGGCGACAACAAGUUAGUUCACAAUCUUCUAGAAGGCAAGACAAUGCAUUUUGGGAUGCAUAACUGGAUUCGAGAAAUCAAAUACUGGAGUAAACGUUUUGAAGAAGUGGAGUUCAAAUGGACUAAAAGACACAACAAUAAAGCAGCGGAUCGUUUAGCAAAGGAGCCAACAGAUACUAUACCUUUUAUGACUUAUUUUUACAUUCCUGCUUUCAUUGUAAACAUCCUCCAUGAGGAUAAUCUUACAAGUUCUUAA